AUUUAAACAGUUUAGUUUCACAGCUGCUCUUUACUCCGGACGGAUUCAAGCAAGUGAACCAAGAAGAGAAGCAGGGGAUUUUUCCCAUGAUGGCAAUAAAAGAUAAAAUGUUUUCCUCCUUUGCACAGAUUAUCAUCCUGGCAGUUCUAGCAAGCUGGUGUUCAGCAGUUGUUCCUGGUCCUCUGUUUUGUGCAGAUUCACCCGCCUCACCCAGCACUCCAGUUUCUGUCCAUUCUCUGAGGCCAGCUGAUGUAUCUGUGGUAUCAGCAAUAGUUCUGUCUGAAGUGGAGAGAUCUGAUGAAAUUAGAGCCCUGAGCAUGCUGUCUGAAAUAUUGUCCACCUUUAACCCUCAUAUAUCAGCUGUUCUACCUGACCAAAGGAGUUUAAUGGAAAAAGCAGAAGACAUGCAGUUCCUGGACCCCACUCAGUGGAAGUUGCUCCUUCUAUUCAUACCAGUUGAUGAGAUCUCUGUGUGCCCAGACCAGGAUCUCACUGCAGUCAUUGAUGAAACAGUUAACAGAGUUGAGCAAACACUGGACUCUCUUAAUGAGAAGUUGAAACACACAUUGGUUCAUGUUGUGGUUUGGCGUGGACUGUCAAGUGACCGAGUCUGUCAGUUCAAAUGUGAGCAAGGAUAUGAUGAAAACAAAUGUAGACUGGAUAUGUUAGUGCUUAUGGCUUCAUUGCAGGAAUCUCUCAGUGCUCUCUUAGAAAGGAGAGGCUGGUUCAACGAUCAAGAGGACUUCAGUGUAAUGCUUCAGUCCAGUCCAGUGCUGACAGAUCCAAUGACAUUACCCUCGCCUGACUCCUCAAAUGACAUAAGCUUGGUUGUUUUACAACUCUGGGCUAAUUUGCUCCAGCCAAUCACAGACAACACUGAGAUGGAUGGGUGGGGCGGAGUCACCGUUCCAUGUCCUACUGAGGAAAAGCCAUUUUUGCGAACACAUCAAAAUUCAGAGUCCAGAUCAUCACAAACAGCAGAUUCACCUCUACUUGUCGACCCAGUGAUGGGGAGUGAACUCAACUGUGAGGACAUGGCUCCAUCUCCCAGCAUCCCUACCUCAGUUCAUGCUUUACGGCCAGCAGACAUCAAAGUUGUGGCAGCGAUAGGUGACUCUUUAACGGCAGCCAAUGGGGUAGGUGCUGCUCAAAAUAACCUGCUGGGUGUGAUCACAGAGUACCGAGGCCUGUCAUGGUGCAUUGGUGGAGAUAAGAACCUGUCAUCUAUAACCACUUUACCAAACAUACUGAAAGAGUUUAACCCUUCAAUCAAUGGCUAUUCUGUGGGAAAAGGAGAUGAGGAUUCAGCACAAAGCUUUCUGAACCAAGCAGUACCAGGAGCCAAAGCUGAUGAUAUGGUGAAGCAGGCUCAUGCUGUUAUUAAAAGAAUGAAGGAAGACUCAAGAAUUGAUUUCGAGAACGACUGGAAGAUUAUCACACUCUUCAUUGGAGGAAAUGACUUAUGUGCCCACUGCUCUGAUACUCGGUACUAUUCUUCUGAUAACAUUGUGAAGUAUAUCCGCGAGGCUCUGGACAUUUUGCACAAUGAGGUUCCUCGAGCUCUGGUAAACCUCGUGGAGCUGCUGGAUAUAGUUCCCCUUCGUGCACUUCAUAAGGACAAAAGCAAUGGUUGCCCUACCUGGCUGGUCAAUAUUAUGUGCCGUUGUGUUCUGCAACCUAAAGAUGAAUCUCAUGAAUUCCAGACAUUGCAGGAGUUUAACAAAGCCUAUCAGCGUGGGAUGUGGGAGCUGGUGGAUUCUGGCCGAUAUGACACUCAUGAUAAUUUCACUGUGGUCCUGCAGCCAUUCUUGAGAAAUGUUUUUCUUCCCUUGAUGGAGGACGGGAGACCUGACCGAUCUUAUUUCUCUCCGGACUGUUUUCAUCUCAGUCAGAAAGCUCACACGCUCAUGGCUCGGGCUCUCUGGAACAACCUGAUGGAACCUUUAGGUAACAAGACUGAUAAAGAGGAUUUCACUGCAGGAAUCUCUCUUAAAUGCCCAGAAAGAUCAUCCCCCUAUUUGAGGACAUUUCAUAACAGCAAUUACACAUACAACAUUCCUGAACCUUCUCCUCCACCCCCAACAAACUGGGGAAGUGAUUUCUCAUGUGUGGACACAGCGCCCUCUAACACUUUACCAACAUCUGUUCACAGUCUGCGUCCAGGUGACAUCAAAGUAGUGGCGGCUCUUGGAGACUCACUCACUGCCGGAUUUGGUGCAAAAGCUAAAAACAUUCUCCAGCUGCCGGAUGAGGAACGCGGGGUUUCCUGGAGCAUUGGUGGAGAUGAUACAUUGGAGACUGUCACCACAUUACCGAACAUCUUCAAGAAGUUCAACCCAAGUGUUUUCGGCUUCUCCAAGGGGAAAAGUAAACGACCAAAUGGCUUUAAUAUGGCAGUGGGCGGUGCCAAAGCACAGAAUAUACCAGCACAAGCAAGGGAUCUCAUCACAGCUUUGAAGGAAAGCAAGGACGUGGACUUUGAGAAGGAUUGGAAACUGGUGACAUUGUUUAUUGGAGGAAAUGACCUUUGCCAGUACUGUCAUGACCGGGCUGCUCUGUCUUCUUCAAAGUAUAUCGGUCACAUCAGAGACAGUCUGGACAUGCUCUACAAUGAGGUUCCCAGAGUGCUGGUGAAUUUAGUGGAAAUCUUACAGAUUGAGGAUCUGCGAAUGAUAAAGAGGGACACACUGGGCUGCAGCCUCCUCCAAAAAAACAUGUGUCCGUGUUUUCUGAGUCCACGUGAAAACUCUCCACAAAUGAAUGAAAUGAAGAAGGUCAACAGAGAUCUGCAGGCGGAGGCUGAAAGGCUGGUGUAUGGGGGACGGUAUGAUGGAAGACAUGACUUUGCGGUGGUGCUACAGCCCUUUUUUGAGAACACUGUUGUUCCAAUGGACAAGGAUGGCAAACCAGACGUGUCUUUCUUUUCUGUGGAUUGUUUUCAUUUUUCUGAGCGUGGCCAUGCAGAGAUGGCUAUUGCAAUUUGGAACAAUAUGCUGGAGCCUGUAGGGAGUAAACAGAACUACAAUAAUUUCACAUAUGACCGCAGUAAGAUCCGCUGUCCCACAGAGGAGCAUCCCUUCAUCUUCACACGAAUAAACAGUGGCCCCGAGGUUCCUAUGACAACAGUACCCACCACAGUCCUACCGGGCACCCCUUUGCCUGCUGAUUGUGCCAAUGAUGUUGUGCCAGCCUGGGCAGCUGCAGUUCUGGCUGUAGGAGGAUUGAUGAUUGGCUGGAUCGUAACCUGGAUGAUCUUCUACUAUAGAGAACGACGAAACAGAAAAAGAAACCAGAUCAAUGAAAUGAGUGGAACAAAGUUCUAAUAAGAUUUUAAAAACAAAAGUCAAGUUAAUUAUGUUAAGGUGUCUUUACACAGCUGAGUUAAAGCUGCUUUUUUGCCUGAUUAAAGUUCAGUGUAAAGUAGCUGUAUUGCAAAUGCAUUUAUGCCACCUCUAAGCGUUUGUGUAAAAAUACUAUAAAUGCCAAUUCAGAAGUAUCUCUGUGCUACUUUUGCAGUUUACGUUUGGCCGUACAGCCUAAACCCUAAUCAUCUCUCCCCUAAAAGAAACGUUUUUUGUAUUUUUUUAAGUAUGUAUAUUUAAUAAAGGUAUUUUAUAAACAAUUUUAACUCUUGAGCAUAAGCAGUAGAUGAAGUGUUCAGAUGUCUAUAAAUUAAUUUAUUGCUGUAAAUUAUUUGUGUAGUAUUUUUAGUAAUAUGAUUGUUUUAUAAUAAACAGAACAAUGUUGAAAAUA
Messenger RNA from Danio rerio (zebrafish), 3753 nucleotides. The record is from RefSeq and is a predicted model, not a curated record. Lineage: Eukaryota; Metazoa; Chordata; Actinopteri; Cypriniformes; Danionidae.